This is a messenger RNA of Suncus etruscus (white-toothed pygmy shrew), 2445 nucleotides long. RefSeq names its product suppressor of SWI4 1 homolog. Gene Ontology annotation, molecular function: G protein-coupled receptor activity; rRNA binding. The coding region runs from base 37 to 2445 and encodes 802 amino acids. Gene Ontology annotation, biological process: G protein-coupled receptor signaling pathway; rRNA processing; ribosomal large subunit assembly. Gene Ontology annotation, cellular component: preribosome, large subunit precursor; membrane. The record is from RefSeq and is a predicted model, not a curated record. The transcript has 14 exons. Lineage: Eukaryota; Metazoa; Chordata; Mammalia; Eulipotyphla; Soricidae.
CGGGCAGUCGGGCCGCGUGGAGGAGAAGGCGGCAACAUGGGGCAGUCGGGGCGGUCCCGACACCAGAAACGCGCGCGAGCCCAGGCGCAGCUCCGCAACCUCGAGGCCUACGCGGCACAGCCGCAUUCGUUCGUGUUCGCGCGCGGUCGCGCGGGCCGCAGCGUGCGGCAGCUCAGCCUGGACCUGCGGCGGGUCAUGGAGCCCCUCACCGCCACCCGCCUGCAGGUCCGGAAGAAGAACUCGCUGAAGGACUGUGUGGCCGUGGCUGGGCCCCUGGGCGUCACACACUUUCUGAUCUUGAGCCGGACCGACACCAACAUCUACUUCAAACUGAUGCGCCUCCCAGGAGGACCCACGCUGACCUUCCGGGUACUCAAGUACACACUAGUGCGGGACGUAGUGUCCUCCCUGCGCCGCCACCGGAUGCAUGAGCAGCAGUUUGCCCACGCGCCCCUCCUGGUACUCAACAGCUUCGGCCCCCACGGCAUGCAUGUGAAGCUCAUGGCCACCAUGUUCCAGAACCUCUUUCCUUCCAUCAACGUCCACCAGGUGAACCUCAACACCAUCAAGCGCUGCCUUCUGCUCAGCUACAAUCCUGACUCCCAAGAGCUUGAGUUCCGACACUACAGCAUCAAAGUGGUCCCAGUAGGCGCCAGUCGCGGCAUGAAGAAGCUUCUCCAGGAGAAAUUCCCCAACAUGAGCCGCCUACAGGACAUCAGUGAGCUCCUGGCCACGGGCGCCGGGUUGUCUGAGAGCGAGGCCGAGCCAGAUGGUGAGCACAACAUCACAGAGCUGCCCCAGGCUGUUGCGGGACGAGGCAACAUGCGGGCACAGCAGAGUGCUGUGCGGCUGACAGAGAUCGGGCCCCGUAUGACGCUGCAGUUGGUCAAGAUCCAGGAGGGCAUCGGGGAGGGAAAUGUGCUGUUCCACAGUUUCGUACACAAGACAGAGGAGGAGCUUCAGGCCAUGCUGGCGGCCAAGGAGGAGAAACUGCAUCUCCGUGCCCAGCGGCGGGAACAACAGGCCCAGAAUGUGCAGCGGAAGCGGGAGCAGCGGGAGGCGCACAAGAAGAAGAGCAUGAUGGGCAUGAAGCGGGCCCGGGCCGAUGGGGACAGUGACGCUGAGGAUCCUGGGGCUCCUCCUGAUAAGCAGGGGAGUGGCCGGCAGGAGGACGAAGAAGAGGAGGAUGAGGCCGAGUAUUUCCGCCAGGCCGUGGGCGCAGAGCCUGAUGAGGACAUGUUCCCCACUGCUAAGCGGAGGCGGACGGACAGAAUGGGGCCUCCUGGCAAGAGGCGGGCAAGAUGGGACCUCAGGCGGGGGGCCUCAUCUAUGAUCCUGUCCAACACAGAGGCGUCCUGCCCACCCCCCAUCUUGGACUUUGUGGACAACUUCCUCAGCAACAUCCAAGAGCAGUUCCUGUGUCCCAUGCUGGUGACCGUGUUCCUACUGGCUGUAGCCGGCAAUGGCCUAGCCCUGUAUCGUUUUGCCACUCGAGAGUCAAGGCCCUGGCACCCAGGUGUGGUCUUCUCGGCACAAUUGGCCGCCAGCGACCUGCUCUACGCGUUGACGCUGCUGCCACUGGCCGCCUACUUCUACCCACCCAAACACUGGAGCUACGGGGCGGCCCUCUGCCACCUGGAGCGCUUCCUCUUCACCGCCAACCUGCAGGGCAGCACCAUCUUCCUGGCCUGCAUCAGCCUCAACCGCUACGUGGGGGUAGUGCACCCCUUCUUCAUGCGCAGCUGGGUGCGGCCCAAGCACGCCUGGGCAGUGAGCGCAGCGGGCUGGGCGCUGGCGGCUGUGCUGGCGGUGCCCACUCUGCAUUUCACCCAGCUCCAGGAGGGCCAGGCUGGCCGCAACUGCUCCAGGGACGAGUCAGCUGGCUGCACCCGGUGCCUGAGCACUGUGGCCCAUGGGAACCUGGAGGCCUACUGGGCCUACAGCCUGGCGCUGGCUGUGCUGGGCUGCGGGCUGCCUCUGCUGGCCACGCUGGCGGCCUACACAGCGCUGGUGAGGGCACUGUGGCAGAGCCCCAGCAUCACGGCAGCUGAGAAGCGGCGGGUAGUGGCACUGGUGGCCAGCGGCCUGCUGCUCUACGCCGUCUCCUAUGUGCCCUAUUAUGCCGCCUGGCUGUCCAACCUGUGGUUCCGGCGCCGCUGGAACCAACGCUGCCCGCACUUUGCUACCAAGGAAGAGGCGAAGGAGGUACUGAAUCUGGGUGCCUAUGGGGCCUACCAAGUGGCGCGGGGCCUGGUGCCAUUAGCCAUGUGUGUCCACCCGCUGAUCUACAUGGCUGUGGCGUCCAGCCUGGGCUGCUGCCAGCCGCGCCUGCCAGGCAGCGAGGAGCAGGACAAGGGCAGAGGACAGGCCCGGCCUCUCCAUGUCAUGGCCGCCCACCAGGGCUUAAGGACCUCUGAGCCGUGCCCACCAAGUAGCCCGUCCUAA